Messenger RNA from Nycticebus coucang (slow loris), 593 nucleotides. RefSeq names its product interferon alpha inducible protein 27 (gene IFI27). Gene Ontology annotation, biological process: apoptotic signaling pathway. NCBI's taxonomy places the organism in Eukaryota, Metazoa, Chordata, Mammalia, Primates, Lorisidae. The record is from RefSeq and is a predicted model, not a curated record. The transcript is spliced from 4 exons. Gene Ontology annotation, cellular component: mitochondrion; membrane. The coding region runs from base 147 to 431 and encodes 94 amino acids.
UUCACGGUUUCUGGAGCAGAGUAGUGCCCCGCAGUGUGUUGGGAGGAGCAAGCGGAAUCUCCAUUCUUUGGCCGGGAAAACGUCACCCCAGGGAAAAGGAAUCUUUUUCCACUUCUUGAGCAGAGAGGAACCCGGGCAGCCUCAUCAUGCUGAGAGUGGUGACUGCUUCUGCAAUCGGAGGAGCCCUGGCCAUGGGGGCUGUGCCCGUGGUGCUCAGUGCCAUAGGCUUCACGAAGGCAGGAAUCGCUGCCUCCUCCAUAGCAGCCAAGAUGAUGUCUACAGCAGCCAUUGCCAACGGGGGUGGAGUUUCUGCUGGCAGCCUGGUGGCUAUUCUGCAGUCAUUGGGGGCAACUGGACUCUCCACAGCAUCCAACCUCCUGGUGGGCUUUGUUGGGUCUGCUCUUGGGGCUUGCCUGGGGAGAUUGAGAUAGGUACCCUCUUCCUCUUACCCAGAGGGACCUGAGGGAACAGGCAGGUGACUCCCAUGGUGGAAAUGACUCUCCAGGGCCUCUGGAUGACAGCUCCUUAAUGACAAGCUUCCUUUUUCCAAAAGUGUUCAAGAAAGCAUGAAAAAUAAAGAUAAAAUGCCAUUA